Messenger RNA from Nerophis lumbriciformis (worm pipefish), 3117 nucleotides. The record is from RefSeq and is a predicted model, not a curated record. NCBI's taxonomy places the organism in Eukaryota, Metazoa, Chordata, Actinopteri, Syngnathiformes, Syngnathidae.
AUGGAGAAGAUCAAGUCGAACGGUGGGGAGCACGUUAACCCCGCUUAUGAUGCUACUCUGGACGGGCCGCCAGUCUACAAUGACAAUGACGAACACAGAAUGGUCCGGCCCUCGGUGGUCAGCGCCUUUGGUCAUGACACUUUGGACCGCGUACCUAACAUCGACUUCUAUCGAAACGCGGGCAGCGUCAGCGGUCAUCGAGCUGUGCGGCCAUCGUUGCAGGAGCUGCAUGACGUCUUUCAAAAAAAUGGAGCCAUCUCUGUGCCAGACACCGUGGCGGAUGACUGCGAGGGGAGUGACGGCACCCCAUCUGACGACCUGGAGUCUGCUGUUCCCGUUGACAGCGGCAAAGGGGCUGUAAAGUUUGGAUGGAUAAGGGGGGUCCUGGUGAGAUGCAUGCUGAACAUUUGGGGUGUCAUGUUGUUCAUCCGCCUGUCCUGGGUGUUCGGACAGGCCGGCUGGGGUUUGGGAAUCGUGGUUAUUGCUCUUAGCUGCGUGGUGACAACAAUUACUGGCCUUUCCAUGUCAGCCAUUUGCACUAAUGGUGUGGUCAGGGGAGGAGGGGCAUACUACUUGAUAUCUCGCAGCUUGGGACCCGAGUUUGGUGGUUCCAUCGGCUUGAUAUUUGCCUUUGCCAAUGCUGUGGCUGUAGCCAUGUAUGUGGUUGGAUUUGCUGAGACUGUUGUGGAUUUACUCAAGGAAUAUGAUGUCCUCAUGGUGGAUCCAUUAAAUGACAUCAGAAUCAUCGGGGUCAUCACAGUGAUAGUGCUUUUGGGCAUAUCUGUAGCCGGAAUGGAAUGGGAGGCCAAGGCCCAGAUUGUUCUCCUCUUCAUCCUGCUGGCAGCUAUUGUGAAUGUAUUUGUGGGCACCUUUAUUCCUCCAACCGAAGACAAGAAAUCCAAGGGUGUAUUUAAUUAUGAUGUGAACAUCUUUUUAGAGAACUUUACGCCAGAUUUCAGGGGCGAAUCCUUCUUUUCGGUGUUUUCAAUUUUUUUCCCUGCUGCAACUGGAAUUUUGGCAGGAGCUAACAUUUCUGGUGACUUGCGGGAUGCCCAGGCGGCCAUUCCAAAAGGCACCUUAUUGGCCAUUCUGAUCACUGGUAUCACCUACUUGGGUGUGGCCCUUUGUGUCUCUGCUAGCGUGGUGCGUGACGCAACAGGAAACAUAACGGACCUUAUUACACCUGGCGUGCCAUGCGAUGGAUCAGCGGUUGCCGCUUGCGAGCUGGGCUACAAUUUUUCUUCUUGCGCAGUAGAAACGUGUGCAUUUGGUGCCAUGAACAACUUCCAGGUGAUGACUUUAGUGUCUGGUUUCGGUCCUCUCAUCAUUGCUGGAACCUUCUCAGCCACUCUAUCGUCCGCUCUAGCUUCUCUUGUCAGCGCUCCCAAAGUCUUCCAGGCACUGUGCAAAGACAACAUUUACAAGGCCCUGCACUUCUUUGCCAAAGGACACGGCAAAAAUGACGAACCCCUCCGAGGCUACGUCCUAACAUUCUUGAUUUCCGUGGCCUUCAUUCUUGUUGGAAAUCUCAAUACCAUCGCUCCCAUCAUUUCAAACUUCUUCUUGGCAUCCUACGCGCUUAUCAAUUUCUCCUGCUUCCAUGCCUCCUACGCAAAGUCUCCUGGUUGGAGACCAGCAUACAGGUACUACAACAUGUGGUUGUCCCUCCUGGGUGCUGUUCUGUGCUGCGCCGUCAUGUUUGUCAUCAACUGGUGGGCCGCACUGCUCACUUAUGCCAUUGAAAUCCUUCUUUACAUUUACGUCACAGUCAAGAAACCAGACGUCAACUGGGGCUCGUCCACUCAAGCGGUGACGUUUGUCAGUGCGGUCAGCAAUGCUCUCUCUCUAACUGGAAUAGAAGAUCAUGUCAAAAAUUUCAGGCCACAGAUUUUGGUGUUGACAGGAGGCACUCGCACUAGGCCUGCACUGCUAGACCUGGCUCACUCCUUGUCUAAGAACUAUGGACUCUGCCUCACGUGUGAAGUGUAUACGGGUCCAAGAGUGGAGGCCCUGCCACUAAUGAACGCCAGCAUAGAGAAGAACCAGCAAUGGCUGAAGAAGAGCAAACGUAAAGCAUUCUACGCCGCUGUAGCAAACGAGAAAUUCAGGGAAGGAGUCGAGAUCCUGCUACAGGCCUCGGGUCUUGGCCGCAUGAAGCCCAACACACUUAUGAUAGGUUUCAAAAGAAACUGGAAGACUUCAGGUUCAGAAGCAGUCCAGAGUUAUGUGGGAGUGCUGCACGAUGCCUUUGACUUUGAAUACGGAACUGUGAUUUUGAGGAUGAACCAGGGACUUGACGUUUCUCAUAUUGUUGAGGCAGAAGAGGAGAUGCUAAAAUCAGCGAAAGAACAACAGGCCCUGGAGAGUGAUUUCAUGUCAAAUGGAGGCAAAUCCAAAGGAUUGUUCAAAAAGUCCAGAAAAUCCUCUCAGCAAGUCCUCACCACCCGAGUGUCGGUGUGCGGCCCCCCACCGCCACAAGUUGCCAAGAUGAAUGAGAAGCUCGUGGAGGCCAGCGCUCUGUUUAAGACCAAACAGCCCAAGGGAACGCUUGACGUGUGGUGGCUUUUUGACGACGGAGGUCUCACUCUGCUGCUCCCCUACAUCCUCACAACCAGGAAGAAGUGGAAAGAUUGCCAAAUGAGGAUCUUCAUCGCAGGCCAGCCCGGACGCAGCGAGCUAGAUAAACAAGAAAUGAAGUCGUUGCUGCAGAAGUUCCGGAUUAAAUGCACUGACAUAAUAGUAAUUGAUGACAUCCAUAUCAAACCACGUAAUGACAGCUUGAAGAAGUUGGAGGACAUGAUUGAACCUUUCCGCCUGCAUGAGAGAACCAAGGAUAGUGCACAGGUUGAAACCAUGCGGAAAACACAGCCCUGGAGGGUUACUGAUGAUGAGUUGGACGAAUUUGAAGAGAAGACCAAUCUACAAGUUCGACUGAAUGAGUUGCUUCAAGAGCACUCCAAAUCAGCCAACCUGAUUGUGGUGAGCAUGCCUAUUGCACGAAAGGAAACGAUUUCCGACUUCCUCUACAUGGCCUGGUUAGACAUUCUGUCCAAGGACCUCCCACCCACCAUCCUUAUACGAGGCAACCACAAGAGUGUGCUCACCUUCUACUCAUGA